Messenger RNA from Malus domestica (apple), 1330 nucleotides. RefSeq lists its product as uncharacterized. The record is from RefSeq and is a predicted model, not a curated record. Gene Ontology annotation, molecular function: ubiquitin protein ligase activity. Lineage: Eukaryota; Viridiplantae; Streptophyta; Magnoliopsida; Rosales; Rosaceae. Gene Ontology annotation, biological process: ubiquitin-dependent protein catabolic process.
AGAACUGGCGAGUGCACUGCAAUGGACAAAAUCUAAGGCGCACGAGCGUCUGUAAACUGUUGAUUGACUCAUAAGAAUGAGUGAUUGAUUGUUCGGUUGUGUGAAUGUGUGUGUGGCCAAUGCUGGGAAACCUCUGCCGUAGAGUGCAUUGUUAUCUCAAUCACAUCGCGGAAACAGGAAAGAUAGAAUCUGAGACAGAUUGGAAUCGAUUCCUACGUUGCUUUUUUUGUCGAAUUUACAGUAGCUUUUCUUGCACACCCCAGCAGAAAAAAGCAUCCACAAUACAAAAGAUGACAAUCUUAAUUGACAAGGAUAUAUGUAAACCUUGAAGAGGAGGAAGGAAUAAAAACUCUUAGAACCCCAAAACCUAUCAACAGUAUUGCAUGGGAAGUUCAAACUCCGGAGAUGGACAGAACGUAAGACAUCAUGAGCAGUACCAACAAUGCCUACUCUCCUCCUCUUCCUCUUCCUCAUCCUCGUCUAACCUACCAUGAGCCGCUUGACUUCUUCUUCGGGAUUUUUGAGGACGAUGAUGGUGAAUGGGCUUUUGGGAACCCUGUUGCUCCCCUGUACGAUAAUUUUCAAGACACUCGGGUUACCAGAACGGGUGCGUCGGAUUCAAGGCGACCAUUUGAGGGAACGCUAGCACUUGCAAGACCUCCUGGCUUAGCAGGUUCAGCAGCAGCACCAGGUUCCCGAAUUCAUAUUCUGGUCCUUGACGAUGAAAUGGCAAGACAGGCAAACCCUAGACAGAUGAUCGGCAGACAAUGGAAUACGGCCUCCCCUAGACUUGAAGCAGACUCCAGAUUGACCCGUGACGAGCAAAAGAUGGCAUUGCAGAAGCUGAAGAAAGAGAUAUACAAUCCUUUUCGAAGAAUAUCGCAGAGGGUGAACUUGUAUUACAGAGACACAGUUGUGAAUGAGGAGGAAAUGGAGAAUGAUGAAAAUAGCAAGAGGUGUGCCAUUUGCUUGGAAGACUUUGAGCCCAAACAAGAGGUUAUGCUCACUCCUUGUAAGCAUAUGUUUCAUGAAGAAUGCAUUGUGCCUUGGGUGAAAAGCAAUGGUCAUUGCCCAGUCUGUAGGUUUUCUAUAUCUCAGUAAAAAGGUCGUACCCAGUGCACAAGGCUCCCGCUUUACGCAGGGUCUGGGAGAGGUGAAUGUCGGCUAGCCUUACCCCCAUUUAUGGAGAGGCUGCUCCCAAGAUCUAUAUAUACAUAUAUACACACUUUUCUUUGUACCAAGAUUUGAGGCGGGUUUCGAACUUGGUACCUCUUGCAAUAUCAAUAAGGAGAAUGAAAGAGCAAACACAUAGCUCUUAUCUCUUGAAUCA